Molecule: messenger RNA, 209 nt
Organism: Racocetra fulgida
Lineage: Eukaryota; Fungi; Glomeromycota; Glomeromycetes; Diversisporales; Gigasporaceae
Source: the annotation of a GenBank genome assembly
CCAAAAUCCAAUGGGACCAAGAGAAAAGUAAAAAGAAAGUUUUUAUCCGUUGUGAGAAUGAGCCAGGAGAAGAAGCCCAAGGCAAGAAAGUUUCAGCAGCCGAAAAAGAUUAUAUUUUUUACUUGGCUAACCCUGACAUUACUAACGAAAUUAAGCAAAUGGAAAUUUACUCUCCUUCCAAAGGACCCGAAGAAAGGAGCCAAUUAUGA